Cricetulus griseus (Chinese hamster) is the source of this 4955-nucleotide messenger RNA. The record is from RefSeq and is a predicted model, not a curated record. Lineage: Eukaryota; Metazoa; Chordata; Mammalia; Rodentia; Cricetidae.
GCUAUAACAUCUCAGGGCUCUGCAGAUAGCCAGAAAUCAGAAUUCCCUCUUCCUUCAAAAUACCAUUCCUGUCAGCAGAAUUUGGGUUUGUUUGCUUGCUGUGCUCCAGAGCCGGAUACACCAACUUGUGUUUCUUCUCAGGUCAACAAGGAAGUUGGAUGGCUGUAAUCAUCAUUGAGGAAGUUAGAGAUGUGAUCUCUGUAGCAAGUGCUCCUCUCAUGUUUGCAUAGUGCUCAGAAUCGACUGUGAAACCGAAAGGAACUAAAGCUGCAAGCUCUCAGCCACCCUAGAAGUGGAAAGCGAUGUUCUGCUUGUCAUUUGUAUUUGAAGUAGUGAGACAAGAGUCUGUGACAUUCCAAGAUAUUGCUGUGGAUUUUACUGAGAAAGAGUGGCCCCUGCUGGAUUCUUCCCAGAGAAAACUAUACAAAGAUGUAAUGCUGGAAAAUUAUAGCAUCCUGACUUCACUAGGGUAUCAGGUUGGCAAACCCAGCCUCAUCUCACACCUGGAGCGAGAAGAGGAGCUGAGAAUGGAGGAGAGAGGCAUGCAACUGGGUGCUUCUCCUGAUUGGGGAACUCCAUCUAAAGCCAAGUGGUCCAUAGUUAUGGACGAUAUUUUGGGGGAGGAAGCAUCUAAUGGAGUGCAAUUGGAAAAAUCUCAUCUUUUGGAAAAAUCUUCUGAAUUCACCCAUUUAUUUGAAGUCUUCAGUAUUGGCCCUCACCUUACUCAGCCAGUAGGAAGACCCACAAGCAAGAGGCCCUGUCACCGCCACAGCUGUGGAGUUGCUUUCAAGAACAGGACUCACCUGACUCAGCACCUGAGCAUGUAUGAUGGGAGAAAAAUGCAUGAAUGUCACCAGUGCCAGAAAGCCUUCACUACCAGUGCUUCUCUCACAAGGCAUAGUAGGAUUCACACUGGGGAGAAGCCUUACGAGUGCAGCAACUGUGGCAAAGCCUUCAACGACCCCUCAGCUCUAAGGAGCCAUGCUAGAACUCACCUGAAAGAGAAACCCUUUGACUGCAGUCAGUGUGGUAACGCCUUCCGGACCCUCUCUGCUCUGAAGAUCCACAUGCGAGUUCACACUGGGGAAAGACCCUACAAAUGUGAUGAGUGUGGCAAAGCCUAUGGCAGGAGCUGCCACCUCAUAGCCCAUAAACGGACACACACUGGAGAGAGGCCCUAUGAGUGCCAGGACUGUGGAAAGGCCUUCCAAAACCCCUCUCACCUUAAGGAGCACAUCCGGAACCAUACUGGGGAAAAGCCUUACGAGUGUACACAGUGUGGCAAAGCUUUCCGGUGGAAGUCCAACUUCAAUUUGCAUAAGAAGAACCACAUGGUGGAGAAAACCUAUGAGUGCAAAGAAUGUGGCAAGUCCUUCAGUGACCUCCUGUCAAGGAGGAAACACAUGAGGAUGCACACUGUGAAGAAACCGGUUGAGUGCUGCCAGUGUGGGAAAACCUUCCGAAACGAGUCUAUCCUGAAGACACACAUGAACUCUCACACUGGGGAGAAACCUUAUGGCUGCGAUCUCUGUGGGAAAGCCUUCAGUGCAAGUUCCAACCUCACUGCACACAGAAAGAUACACACUCAAGAAAGACGCUAUGAAUGCACUUCCUGUGGGAAGGUCUUCGGCGAUUACCUGUCACGAAGGAGGCACAUGAGCGUCCAUCUUGUCAAGAAGUGUGUGGAAUGUCGGCAGUGCGGAAAAGCCUUCAGGAACCAAUCCAGCCUGAAGACACACAUGAGAAGCCACACAGGAGAGAAGCCAUAUGAGUGUGACCAUUGUGGAAAAGCCUUCAGCAUAGGUUCCAACCUUAAUGUACACCGGAGGAUCCACACUGGGGAAAAGCCCUAUGAAUGUCUUGUGUGUGGAAAAGCCUUCAGUGACCAUUCGUCCCUUAGGAGUCACGUGAAAACCCACCGGGGAGAGAAACGUUUGGGCCCAUCCAUGUGGAAAAGGCUUCAGUGAGUACUCAGAUGCAAAGGAAACCUGGCAGAUUUAAGAAGUCACAAAUCUUUCAUGAACUCUCCACAUAUGGAACACAAAAGAUCACAUGGAACUUGGGGGAAAUGCAGUUUGUGCAAAGAUUUAGAAGACUUGAGUUGGUAUUCACCCCAUGGGGGUCUCUGUAAAAAAACAGAAUGAAAAAAGUUUUGUGUUGAGUAUCAAGAAAUGUUGAGCAUACUUCAUGCUCUUAAACACACAAGAACUUAGGGAGAGAGUCUUCAGCUUGGGCAUUUAAUAAUAAAAUUAACAAGAGUUUGCGGACACUCCAGACUAAAUCUUUAUCAGUUCAGUGAUUAGGGAAAUAUUUUCUCGUAUGAGAAAUCAGAGUAAAGAGAAAAAUCUCAGAGGUGAGAAACAGGGAAAAGUCAAUAAAAAGAGGCAAGCAAACUGGCCAGUUAUUUAUUGUUGUUAUCUCACAAGCAAGAUGCUUUUGACCUACAACUGUCUGUAAAGAUCUUUUUCAGGCAGCGUUGGUUCUCAACCUGGGGCAGUUUUACUCUCCAGGGCAUUUGUCAGUGUCUGAAAUGAUUUUAGGUUUUGAGAAUGGGGAGAGAGGUACUGCAGGUAUAUAGGAAAGUGACAUUAGAGAAGCUACCAAGUAACCUACAAUACACAGUGUCAGAGAAUUAUGUGUACUAUAUAAUCAUGCUGACUUUGAGAAUAAUAUUAUUCAUUCCUUUAUUAUUAUGGUCUCUAUGAACACUCACAUUAGGAGAAAUUUUUUGCAGCUUUUUAACAGAAAAAAGAAUGCAAUUCUGUUUUUCCUGAAAAUGUGUGAAACCAUACACAGCUGAUAAGCCUAUGUGAAAAUGCUUUUAGCCACAGUCUCCUUGUGUAUGAAUGUAGGAUUUUAUUUACAAGUCUUUCUCAAUGACAACAGAAUCAAGCUCUUUAGUUUCCUUGUCCUUUUUAAUUUUUAGGGUCAUGGUCCUCUGAAUAAGUCUUAGGCCCCACUACAAACGAUAUGUACAUAGUAUUUUUUACAAUAGCUUUGUUCCUAUCUUAAUUUCCCUUUGGGAAACUUAACCUGACCAUUGAUGCAUUUAGAAUUGUGUGAUGCUAUGCACUGGAUAAUGUGGGGUUUUUUGGUAACUAUGUCAAAUGCAUUAUGGUCAAAGCAUGAAGCUUCCUAAUGUAGAUCUUUUGGUUGCUUGUGGCUAUCUGUCCAAAAGAAUAACAAAGAUCUCUAGUUGCUUCCCCAGUAUCCAUUUUAUACUCCUAUAGCAGAAGAAUCAUGUUUUUAUUUGAUUAGUAAAUGGUGCUACUUUAGGAAGUCUUUUGCAGUUUUUCAUGCAACUAGUAUUCUCUACAUUCUAUGACCCUGGACAUUGAUUAAUAAACAGGGGUUUUUGUGUGGCUUUCUGACAAAAAGCUUUUGGAAAAAAAGUCUGAAUUUUUUUUAAUUGAUUGUGUGACCCUGAAGAUGAAGACCACAGUCAGAAGAGGACACUCUAGAGAAGUCACAGUAAUCCCAUCUAUACUGUGACUAUUGCAAGUUUACAUUGGUGCUUGAUUCAUUACAUCUAGACUUUAUAUCACCUGAGAAAACAAUAAAGUUGAUUACAAAUUUACAAUGGGAUUGGAUAUUUGUUUACUGGUUGGAAGUGAAUUUCCUACCCUGUUGGAUGCUGUCCAGAAACCAUACCCCUUUCUCUGGAAAGUUGAUCACUGAUACCUUUAAUUAAGGUUUUAGUGAGUAUUCUUGGAAUUAUUAGAUAUAGAUUUUUAAAUACUUUAAGUCAACUAUUCAUGUGACAUUUCAACAUUGUUGUGCUAUUCUUUUUAUAGUUGUAUAUAGACGAACUUCAGGUUACAGUCAGAAGUUAAGUCAUUCCAUUACUGGACCCAGAUUCUCUCAACAGUGGGGUGAAGUCCUAGUAUUUCCAUUAUAAAUUUAAUCUAACUGGACCUCGUAGGUAUCAAUUUUCAUAAAACGCCCAGGAAGUAAGUAUUGUCAGCAUUUCUAUUUCACAUGUAUGGCAUCUGACAUGAGAGUUUAGUUUGUCUAAAACCUGCUUAUUGACAAGGACUUCUUAGGAUUUAAAUCCCAGUGCCUCUUUUAGAACAGCAUUAUUCUUUAAUACCUAAGACUGAAAGCAGUGACUCAAAUUUCUUACUGUGGUGAGGCUUUCCUUCUAGUUGGUGUCAGAGCAUCUGAUGCAUUUGUUGUUGUAUAUCAGGUAACAACAGCUAAAAGGAAAAUGUUAAGUAUGGUGCUUUGAGAAAAUAUGGAGCUUAAGUAGCACUUGAGAUUAUUAGACAAUCUUUUUAUGUAUUUUAUUUUAUUUAAAUAACAUUUUCUUCAUUUAUUUUACAUACCUACCGCAGUUUCCUCUCCUCCUUGUCCCCUUCUACUCCUCCUCCAUCUCCAUUCAGAAAGGGGCAGGUCUCCCAAUGGCUUGAACAAAGCAUGGCACAUCCAGUUGAGACAGGACAGAGAUCCUCCCCUUGCAUCAAGACUGGGGAAGGUAAUCCAGCAUGGGAAACAGGUUCCCAAAAGGAAAUGCUUGAACAGAGAUGUAACUAUGUACCUUGCAAUCUGAAGAACAGAUUCCUUGGCAUUUCAAAAUUAUUGAGUACUACUCUUGAUACAGUUGCUCAGCAGACAAGGCCUGGUAUGAAUAGAACAAAUUCCCCAGUUCUGCCAAGUCAUUUCCAUAGUGAUAUUGUAAAAGACACUAUGUAUAUUUUAAAACAAGUUUUAUAAAUCACACAGAAAGCAUUCAGUUCCAAAGAGUGCAGCUGAGUUAAUCAUUAUACAUGAACAACCCAUGUAAUCACCAGGUCAAGAAAUAAUUACCAGAAUCUUUCUUUUUUACCACCUCCAAUAAGAAGUGCCUAGUUUUCCUUAGUUUUCUUUAAUGUUUGUAUCAUAAAUGAUGUUUCAUCUCCCAUUGCUUAUAUGUGCUUUGUGCAUAUGAGAAUUAAAUCUAUGUCUUAAUUGUGUAA